GUUGAUAACACCUGCAGUCUCGCAGUCCAGUUUCCUCGAAGAAAGGCUGCCGCACAGCCUCUAAGUCUUCUCGGCACCGUUUUAGAGUCGCAUAGCACGGCGUUCACUGGGUUUGACACUUUGCUGCGUUUCAUUGCGUUCAUUGCUUUUCGGCACCGUGCAUUACGAGGCGUUGCACAAGGCAGUCAUGCCCGCCCGUCAUCACCCAUUUCCACAGAAGCACGCUACUCCGUACACACAGAGCCAGACCAGAAGAUAGAUACUUUCAAUCAGUGUCCGCCUCGCGUUCACGCUGGAUUCAAUACCACUCGCCCCUUGGGCCUUCUUUGGGCGCGAGACGUCCAGCGUUCCCUCGUCCGUUCCAAUCACUGAUGGUAUGGUUGGCAAUCAGACACCGCUCCGGCGACAACAAUCGCUCGUGGAUCUGGAUGCGAGCCUGUCCACGCUCUCCGCUUCUGGGCAUCAUGUGCGGUCACCGAGCGUAAGGCGACGCGCAGAGACCCAAGAUUCCGACAAGGCCGGAAGAAGUUGGGCGAGGGAGGUCGAUGACCCAUGGUGGCCUUGCAUCCUAACGUUGGACGGAGGUGGCAUCAGAGGUUAUAGCAGUCUCUUGAUCCUCAAAGCUCUAAUGCAUGAGGUGUGGUUGUGGGAGCAACGGCUAGAUAGAGAAGAUGCAGAACAAGUGAACCAUGAGACCACACCCUCGUCUGAGGAGGAACUCUUGCCCUGCCACUACUUUGAUUUUGUGUACGGUACCUCUACCGGUGGUCUGAUUGCAACUAUACUUGGCCGAUUACGCAUGACAGUCUCUGAAGGACUGGAACUCUAUCGCAAAGUUGGCGAAGACUUGUUCGGCAAAAGGCGCAGUCACAUCCCAUUUAUGACGAAGUAUCACCACCAACCGCUUGAAAGGGCGGUACAAGACAUCGUAGGCGCUAGAUGUUACGAACACGCAGACUGCGACGGCAAGUCUGACCUUCACCCAUGGGACGCUGAUCAACUUGAUGAGAUCUUGAAGCUUGAUGUGCCAUUCGACGUUGAUAGGCCGAGGGUCUGCCAAUCGUGCUGUUUGACCGCCACUCACGACAAAAGCAUAUCGGAAGCAUACCUGCUACGGUCCUAUCCGCACUACUACACCGACGAUGUGCCAAACUGGAUCACAAGGUACAAUGAAGGCGCAGACGAACUGCCGAUUUGGAAAGUCACCAGAGCGACGACUGCGGCUCCGUUUUACUUUGAGACGGUCCAGCACGAGGUUGAAGGCGGGACCAAGUUGUUCAAGGAUGGUGGGAUCCGUGAGAACAAUCCUGCCGGUGCAGCGUUGAGCGAGUUUCACGCUUUGUAUGCAGGCAAAGCAGAUAGACCGGCUCUACUCCUCAGCAUCGGAACUGGACGGCCUGAUCAAACACAAGAUGGCUUCGCAAGCGUUUGGCCCGGACCAUUUGGACGUCUGCCCUUCGUUUCGAAAUUUCUCGAAAAGCGAGCCGUCAUCCAACACCUGCUGAUCAAGUAUACCGAAGGCGAAAAGCAGCAUAAUCAGAUGCGGGAGCACGCUCACGGAGAGCACACGUGGUACAAGCGACUGAAUGUGUCCUCCGGGCUGGAGAGUAUGCCACUGGACGACUGGAUCAAGGGCGACUACAGCGGCAACAUUAAUGUUCCUGGCGGGAAGAGCCUCACAAAGAUGGAAGAGGCGACGGCAAAGUACCUAGACCGCGUCUUUGAUCCCAGCGUUGAUUCGUAUGCACCACCCUCUGUGAUGCUUCAGCAGGCUGCAGAGAAAGUUGUGCGGCAACGACGGGCGCGAGAAACGAUGGGUGGCGAGCGGUGGGAUACCUUUGCGGGCAAGCACCUGCUCCAAGUCGCUGGACAGAAGAAUGGAUAA
Molecule: messenger RNA, 1885 nt
Organism: Baudoinia panamericana UAMH 10762
Lineage: Eukaryota; Fungi; Ascomycota; Dothideomycetes; Mycosphaerellales; Teratosphaeriaceae
Exons: 2
Coding region: 377-1885 (502 amino acids)
Biological process (GO): arachidonate metabolic process
Cellular component (GO): membrane
Source: RefSeq, a predicted model, not a curated record